UCGCAGGCGGCCGUCGGCGCAGACUGGAUUGCAACACGUGACGAAAGAUCUCACUCACAUGCUGGACGAAUAUCUCCUCUCGACACACGUUUUUGACAUAGCACAGGUUACUGAGUGGAUGUAUUUUGCGUGGAUCCAAAUUUAAAGCUACUUGGGGCGUUCACUUCGCGUAACCAGGGAAGCUUUAUCAACGCCCAGUGCUGGUCCUUGUCAACAAAGGCUCGAGUUACUUCAACAGACCAAGAAAUAUAUAUUUUUCACUGUGAUUCGAUCGUGGUAUUAAUUCCCACAAGAUUUGUGAUUCGAAUGGAAAACCGCGUUGAGAAUUCUUGAAAAGGCGUUUGUUUUAUUGGUGUCCAUUUGUUUGUUGUCAAUUACUGGUCACGUGACAUUUGCUGCGGCACUGUAAUAUGGCAGCGCCCAUGAAACAGGAAACAAUAGCAGCAGACGAUGUGAAAUCGGGAAUUUUACAAAAACUAGAGGGCAAUUGUUUCUUCAAAGAUGUAUCGGAACAUCUAAAGUGCCUUGAUGUUUCAUAUGAUAUAGAUAAGGAAAAUUCAAAAGCAGCAAGCUGGUUAGACUGGGCAGUACGUAUUCCAUAUCUUAAGGUUAUCAAGUCUUCAGUGCCUGUGGGUAUUCUACCGAAUGCAUACCAAGGAAAUCUGAUUGAUGUCAAAGUAUUUGCAAGACAUGGACCAGAUGAUGAAAUCUAUGACAAUAACAAGUCUAUACGAGAAAAGGUUGCCAGGGGUAACUGUUUUCUCAACAUUGAGGGUGGCCCACAUCGAGGAACCACCUGUGUUCUCUAUGCCCUGAAGAAAUUUACAGGGGGCCUUGGUGAUGACGAUGACAGGGAAAAGGGUGAUAACUUCACAUGGAAAAAAUACUUUACUCAGCCAAUAGAAUCUACCUCUAAUGUUGUGGCCACAAGGAAAGCCAAUGGGGAGGCAGCACAUCUCAGCUGCACUAUGAUUGAUGGUGAAUAUGUCCUUUGUGGAGGAUCCAAGAACGUCCAUCUACUAUUUAGAAGAAAAUUGGAUAUCAAGCGUUACCCUGAGGACCGAUUCCGCAUUGCACGUGAAGUAUGCACUACUGUCAUGGAUGUCUUGGAUCAGAUGGAGGCUGCAGACAAACAAAGGUUGCUACAGUUCCUGUGUUUGAGUCGGUACACCGCGGUGUUUGAGAUACUGGCGCCACACCAUCAGCAUGUAGAAGACCUCUCCAGUUUGCCCGGGCCCCAGCUACAAUUUAUCACAUGGACCAGCACAGACCUCGAGCCACCCUCCGACACCCAGCUGUCAACACUUCCACCACACGUUGGUAUUGAGAUUGCCCGUGCUUUAGGACUACAAACUGUUGAAUAUGAAGUCAUAUCCCCUGGAGAGGUAGAGAAAAGAAUGAUUGAGAUCCGCCAGGGCUACAACUACGAAGGGGAAGUCUUGUAUUUCCUCAACUCAUCUAACUGUGUCAUCGGGCUGCUGAAAAAGAAAACUAUAUGGUAUAUCAUCUGCAGAGCUACUCGUGAGAAGGUCCGAGUCUCAUGUCAGUUGGCGAAGAAAAACCCAGGCACCUUCCAGAUAUCUCGAUCUAUACAGAAGCUGGAGAAGAGAAUGAAGGAGAUACAGAUGUGGCUCGGGAUGGACGAUGACAGCGUGGAGAAGUGGAGGGAACUCGGUGUGAGGUUCUUACGGUGGAGCAUCCAUGAAUUGGAGGCAGGCCACAUCUGUGUGAAUGACAUCUCCGACAAGUUUCCAGUUCUAUGGAAACAACAUUUAUCGGCAAGCGAUUUGACAGACAAGAUUUUAACAAAAUGGCGGGAACCAGGGGGAUCCGAUGACUAAAUAGCACCUGUCAUUCCAAAGAAUUUCAUCAUUUCUAUCUUUCCACAAAAAACACGUACAGAAUCAUAUCGCUUCCUAUUAAAUUGAAUAUUUAAAACACAAUCAUAUCACCUUUCAUAAUUAUGAUAGUUUUACAUCCUAAUUUUAACAUUGUUAUAUAUAUAUUUCAAGAAUCGUUAAAAACAUCAAUGUUCAUUAUAUAAAUGAUGAAAUUCUUUGCAAAUUGUAUUAGUGAAAAAAGGCAGCAUGUAGAACCUGAUUCAACAUAAUUAUUUUUAAAAACUACCAGUAAGUAAAUUCUUUUGAAUAUUUCUUGUGUAAUGUUUUGAUUAUCAGUUUUGAAAUAGAAUGAUUAUUAGCAUGACAUUCAUAUCCACAGACUUCUUUGUGUUCAAUUCACAUGUCUGUGAUUUCUUGGUUUUCUUUACUUAAAUGCACUGACCAUACUAACCCAACACAAACAAAAUAUCUAUUGACUUAUGAAACCAUGGUCAAGGGGAGACAACUCAGUUCACUACUGUCUAUUGGUCAGUGUGUUAUGGAUGAUGCAACAUUGAUUAGUAGCCAUAUAUUGAAGAAUAUGUUGUGAAUUAUCUAAAUUUUGAUCUGAAUCAGAUUUGAUAAAAUGUAUUAUGCAAGUAAAAUCUGAUAGUAUUUUUUCUAUGUUGUAAUGCACGAACAUAAUGUAUAUAUUUUUAAAUGAAAUACAAGUACACUGUAUACAAACUCUUAAACCACGUCAAGUUAAUUUAUUAAUAUCACUUAUUAAUACAGAUUUUUAUUUGUAGGAUAUUCAUUUAGAUUUUAAGUCUAUUUCUAUAUAUGCUUCUUGGUAUUACUUUCCAAAGUCUCUUGAUGGGAACUGGAUUCAUCAGGCUUGGUUCAUCUCUUUCCUUGACUCGAUAGUGUCAGUAAGUGCCUCUCGUAGAUGAACCCUCCUAUACAGUAUCUGUGUUAAAGGGGCUCUUGGUUCAAAUAUCACACUAUCAUGUGUUUUCAAAUAUCACCUGUUCAAAAGGUUCUCUAUACCUGUUGAUUAAUAAACUAGGAAAUAUUUCAUUAACCAACAGACCAGAAUGAGAGAGUAGUCAGUCUAAAACUAGUUGAAAAAAUAUCCAUGUUUUUGUUGAAUAUUUUCAAAACUGAUUGUAGCAAAUGAGGAUUUGAUCUGUUAUUUAUCUUUAAAAGUAAACUUGAUCCUAAUAUACCAUAUGACCUCUUUUGGGCAACUGCGAGCAGCUCUUAAAAACAAACUUCAAAAUCACAUUUGUGUGAAUAUUCAUAAGAUUUAUUCGAAAUUCAAAAUAAGAUGAGAUGAAAUGAAAUGAAACGAAAUGAUAAGCUUCAAAAUUUAUCUAGAGCCUAACUCAGGAUGAGUUGUUUGAAAACCUGCCAUAGGGAUUCAAAACAGAUUCAUUCCUUACCUCUCCAUACUUGAGCUACCCAACAUAUGUUGAUGCCCUAGAGCCCCUACACAAUGUCCCAUGAUACCCACAUCAUGCAGUUGAAUGUCUAGUUGUUUAUAUACAUACCUUGUACGGAGAUAGUUCUUGUUUUAACUGUUUUAGUGCCUUUUAUACAAAGUCUCAUUUUUUUAUCUAUAAUAUAAAUGUUUUAGAGUAGUUCUUCUGUCAUGUAACUCGGACAUCUGUUCUGUGAAACAAGCAUAACCUGUUUAGGACCAAUAAUGUUAAUACUAUAUCCUUGGAUAGCAUUAUCAGUUGUAUGUUAAACCUGGUAUAUUUCUAACAAGGCAAAACAUGUGAUGUUACAGUGGCCUAGUCAUUUACCAUAAGUAAGUUCAUAAAACAUCCUCCUCCAUAUGUUUCUGUAAUGCAAGCAAAAAGAAUAUUUUACUUCAAAAAUGAAAUUUCACUAAUUUCUUUGCAUGUAUGUGGAUACUCUAUUUCAGCCAUCUUUUACCAUUUGCUUUUAUCUUAACCUUUAUCCACUUGCAAGAAAUGCAACAAAUGUCUUGGAUACACAUUUAGGUGUCAAUGUUCACAAAGAAUGAAAGAAAUGGUGAAAAGGACUACAUAUGUUAAAUCCACACACAAACCUAUAUGAUCUAGAUAGGAAACACUACAGAUAGGUUAUAUAGGUCCGUCAUCCAGAUAAUGUUGCAAAUUUUCAUAAAAUUUUUAAAGUAAUUAAACUUAUUAUUGCUAAAAUUAAUUAUUAUAGAAUCGUAUGGAGAAUGACAUGUUUCUAAUUUACAUAUUGAAAAUAAUUAUUAGUCACUCCCAGGCCAGAAAGUGAUGUUUGUUCCUUGUUUUUCACAGUUAAAAUUAAGGUUUAAAUGUGCAUUGUGGCAAUUCCAGUGACACGUGUUUAGAGUUAUCUGCCAUUGUGUACAAAAUCCACAAGCUCCUUCCCAGCGUGGCACCAUCUUCACUCUCUUGGUAUCAUUGCUGCCACCAGUGUCCAAGAGGCCAUUACAAGAAUCUUGAAAAGUCUCCAUCAAACCCCAAAUGUAGUGACAUGUAUAUUUUGUAAGUAUGUCAGUUGGAAUGGCAUUGUAGUGAAUUGGGAUUCACUUACGAUUUCCCGGAUGAAUUUACCUUUGUUUAUUCAGAUUGGUUUGAGAUUGCAGAACUGAAAAACAAUUUGCAUCUUACAUUCUCACUAAAUAAACAGUAAGAGUUGAAAUGAAAUAGAAAUUCAAAUUGACAAACAAACUAAAUGUUUUAGCUGGGGGAAGUGUAUUCGAUGUCACAACAUUCAUCUUUUGUUAACAUAUUGGUUAGUUUGUUGUGAGUUUAACUCCAUGCAUGGUUGUUGAGCUGAGAGCUCCGUGAGGAGCUUGCAAAAUCCAGUACUGAAGACCAAACUGAUCACUGGGGGAGGUGGAAAAAAAAGACAUGGAAAAAACAAGAAACAAAUGACCUUUUAUUUUGGCCAUACCACAAAAUUGUGAUUGAGUAUCUUUGUACCAGUAUUUAGUUAGAGCACCAGUGCUCUAUUUAAAUGUCCAGUAGCGUCCAUGAAUAUAUUUUUAGAAUUGCUGUAGACCUUUCAUGUGCCUUGCUCAAGCAGUGUUUUGCAUUAAUAUGUAGAAAUCUUAGCUCACCUGAACUGCUCACAAAAUUUCAUAAAAACAUUACAAUUUACGUUUGAUAAGUAAAAUCUUCCAUGGAUAAACCUGUUGAUUAAACCUCAAAGGUUUUGUCAGUAUAGCACUGAGAAGAGAAUGAACGUUUAUGUAUUUAUAUAUGUUGUACAAAUAUUUACAUUCAAAUGUUCAGGUGAGCUGCCAUGUUGGCAGGUGCUUUUUACAAGGUUGCUUUCCCUAAGUUUGGCCAGUGUUGCAAGUGUUGUUAAUGUGCGAUGUAGAACAACUACACUUAUAUAUAUAUUACAUUCCUGAACACUGGGGUACUAACCAUAUUAUCUUUGGGGCAGGGCUGGGUGUAUCAGAUUGUAAGUAUUAGCAACACAAUCAUGUACCUGUUGUGCAAACUGUUUCUAUGUCAUAGCAGCAUGAUGGCAUUUGCCUCUGCUUAUUUUCACCUUUGCAUGGCUGUAUGUGUACUCAAUAACUUGCUGUUUACUACAGUUUCUGCAAAGACUCUGAUAUAGGUAUUUGAUAAAACACUAAUGUCAGUCACAGACUCUUGCACAGUAUCCUCUGGUAAAGGUCGUCACAAGGCAAUAGCUUCAGUAUUGGAUCACUGGAAGGGGCUUAUCACAGACCAAAACCUGGGCCAUUUGCACAAAGCUGUUUUAGCACUACGAUGAUUGUAACUCACAUACUCUAAUGUAGACUUAAGAUUACCAUUGCGCUGUUAAAGAUCGCUUUCUGCAACCCCCCAGGAGCUUAUGAUGGAUGAUGUUGAUGAAGUGCACCGUGUCCAUGGGUGUACCAAUACAGUUCACGUUCGACCAUUACACACCGUUGUUGUCCCUUAAGAUCCAAUUUAUACUGGGGACCCCGUCAUCUAAGGUGCUGCAACUUGCGCUGCAGACUUGUGUCCCUUGGCACUACCAGGAUCUGCUGAUAAUUUCUUUCAAUACCAUACCCCAAGUAUAUGUCAGCAUCAUCUCUGAGGGUUUCACCAAAGUGCACAGCCUCUGACUGCCACCACUUGUAGCUUUCCUCACAUAUUCAGGAAACUUGUGGACUAAUUUUCAAAUUUAACUUAAAUAAAACAAAUGCUGAAAUAUAUUAACAAUUGCUUUACUCAUUUUACAUGCUUCUGUCAACAAAUGUAGUGUGUUAAUGUAAGAUAUGUUCAACAGAUCUUUUUUCAAAAGUAAGUUUCAUUUGCCUGUACCUAAGCUUUUAUUGUUGAAUGUUGAAAUGUGUUGAAAUAGAUUUUAAUGUUCUUGCAGUGCCAGUAGUUCCAUGGUCAGACUUAAUCAUGUGUUUAUGACAUAUUCUCGUGAAUAUCUCCUGCAUUAAAAACAUGAUAAUGGCAACAUGUACUAUGCACGACAAAGUGGCAUGACGUCAGAUUUGUUUCUCAAUAAUCAAGCAUUUAAGAUAUUGAUGUUUUAAGCAAACUUUUAUUAUGAAAACAUGUCAUCAAAAUACCAUAUUCACUGGAUACCAAUCUUUUGUAUAAUAUUUGUUAUGUUGUAAUGGGACCAAACUAACUUAUAAAUAAGGUAGAAAAAGACGAAGUUGAUAUAUAUUUUAGUACUCACAAUGCUAAGUCAACUGCACCAUUUCACAAGUUUCAUGUGUUUCCUAUGAGUUGUUUCCUCUAAUACUGACAACUCCUGCCACACCUUCAACUCAUGUCAUGCCACUUAUUACUGUAGUGUCACAGCUAUAGACCAAUCUUCUUGAACUGUUUGAGGUGAGGUGAGGUGAAAUGGGGUUUAACGUCGCGUCCAAGAUUAUUGCACUUAUAUAGCGACGUACAUGUACAUGUAUGUGUUUGUGUGGCUGCUUGUACUAGUCUGGACUGAUGCCGAUUUAUAGUGCUUGCUCACUGAGAUACCAUGCUGCAGUUUAACACGAAUACCCCACUCAGACACAGCAUACUGACUCCGAGCCGACCAGUCCUUGUUUUAGCCCCUUAAUGCCGAGCGCCAGACAGGGUAACAACAAGUACCAUCUUUUAACGUCUUUUGGUAUGACGCGGUCGGGGAUCGAACCCCGGACCUUCCGCUCUCCGGACGGACGCUCUACCAUUAGACCAUGGAGGCGGUUUUGAACUGUUUGAAGGCAAGUCUUACCUGACAACUUUCCUGAACCAGCAAAAGUAGAGGCUGAGCUAUCGCUCAAUGCCCAUGACACUACAGUGCAGCAUGACAUGCAUAAUGAAUGUCAACACUCUUCAUGCAUAAGUACAUGCCUUCAUCUUUCUCUCACUAGUUGUGUUCACUUGCCAGUGUUUACUUUCAAACAUUAGCGUGCUGUGCAAUUUUUAUGUACUUGAUAUGCCAGUAUUUUGUUGUUUUUCUAUUUCCUUGCAACGUAACUGAACUCUUAAACUCUGAACUCUAGAAAUAGAAAUAUCAGUGUUACUUUCAGAGAUACCAUUACGUAGGAUGACAUUGCAUCACUGAAUACACUGGUAUCAAGUUAUACGCUCAGCAGAUUAGUCCAGUAGUUUCAUCAAAAAUAAGAAAAUAGAUAGAAUAUUUGGAUUAUCUGACCAUGUUUUCAUUAAGUGAUCUUACAAAGCAAGCAGUUUCCGAAUGACUGUGUAUCAACUUUGACAUGUCAUUCAAUGGGAUCAACAUAUUACUUGACAGGAUUUGAUUAUUAGCAUCUAUUUACAUUCCACUGAGUAAGGGUGAAGCUUAUUUAACUCUGAUAUUGCAUAGACACUUUCAGACUGCAGUCCAAAUAAAUGACACAAAGACAGUACUCUAUUGAGUUUUAUACUUUAAUGUAAAUAACAUUCAUAAACAUAUAACAUCUCCUUGUUUAGAAUGAACUUAGGGGAAAUGUUGAUAUAUAAUCCUUACUGAAUUUCUUGAUAAACUCUGGUUUGACACACUUAUUGUGGAAGUGCGUUGAUAUGUGAAAAUUAUUUAUACUGGUUCUAUGUAGCUGCACAUCUUCUUGCACUGUUAUGAUGAACUGAAAGGCAUCAAUAGCAGCAGAAUAACACAGUUUUCCUGUAUGUCAUUAUUUUAGUUUUUCAUUUUGUUGUCUGCACCUCUGUGAUACUUGUCAGGCCAUGUGGAAUCAUUUGCUCAUGUGAAGUCAGUGUUCUUUGUUAUUUGUCCUCACGGGUCGCUCAGCCUGUAUAGAUGUCAAACAUAAUCCUCAGAUUGAUACUAUCUAUCAGUGUAUCCUAGGACGCAGGAUGCUGACGCUUCUUAUCUUAACAGACUUUUGUUUAUUACGUAUUCUGAUCAAAGGGAGAUAAUCCACACAGCAUUACUGCCAUCAGAAUGGGUCACAAUGAACUUGUCUUUUUUAAAAUUUAUUAUUACAAGGGAAUUCUCAGACCAAAAAAAAAGUCAUAAAAUUCUGUGUGUUAAUUAUACAAUACUUCACUGGUAUUAAUUAUAAAUUUGUCAAAACCACAUGGGUUUGUUGUAUACAAUGUUCCCAUGAAGAUCAAGGGUAGAAUAGGUCUUCCGCAACCCAUUCUUGCUGUAAAAAGUGACUAUUCUUGUCGUAAGAGGCGACUAACGGGAUUGGGUGGUCAAGCUUGCUGACUUGGUUGAUGCAUGCCAUCAAAUCCAAAUUGUCUGGUCCAGACUUCAUUAUUUACAGACCACAAGCAUAGUGUAUAAACCUGUAAAGAAUUAAUGCUGCUGUAAUUUCAGCAUCUAUUCAAUCUAGCAAUAACUGAUUAUCAUAAAUACAAUGUCCAAGUUUCAAACAGAUCAUUAAUAUCAUAAAGAUCUAAAUUAAGUAUGGUUGCAAGUCUGAGGCAGCUGAUGGUGAUCCAGUGCAUUUAUUUGUUACAGUCAAGGGAUUGACUCCCCCAUCACACUUUUAGAAAGUAGGUACAAGUGGGUUUCCAAUUUUGGAAGAAAAUAAUAAGGUCAUCAAGGUAGAAACUAUCAAUGUCAGCAAGACCAUGAAGUCAACGUUUCGGUUUUGUAACAGUUAUCGUUUGAUAACAAAUCUUACAUCAUGUGGAUUUAAAUAGACUACAACAAAACUAAAUGUCAGUGUUAUUUGUCUUGUCAGUAAAAAAAAUGCAGUUACUGUGUACAUUUUUUCAUGUUUAUGGAUGUUUUGGUGUACAGAGGUAUUGAUGUUAACUCCAACAUAAUGUGAUAUGAUCUAUCAGCAAUAGGACUUUGUACUCUCAUGUUAUGUGUUUUAAACAUACUCAUCAUAUUACCCUAUACAUGUUUUAUGUUGACCAUUAAACUGAACAUUACCAUGAA
Molecule: messenger RNA, 9149 nt
Organism: Haliotis rufescens (red abalone)
Lineage: Eukaryota; Metazoa; Mollusca; Gastropoda; Lepetellida; Haliotidae
Exons: 13
Coding region: 411-1841 (476 amino acids)
Source: RefSeq, a predicted model, not a curated record